AUGAGCUCGGUUUUCCCUGGACCAAGAUUCCUGUCCUUGUUACACCGAAACACAAAAACCCUAGCUCAGGCUAAGCAAAUCCAUGCCCAACUCGUGAUCCAUGGCUGCCAAGACAAUUCUCUCCUCGGCAAACUCAUAGGCCAUUACUGUUCGAACCCAUCUCCAGAAAGCUCCAAGCUUUCUCAUUCACUCGUGUUCCCUCGAUUUCGUCAUCCCGACAAGUUCCUCUUCAACACAUUGCUUAAAUGCAGCAACCCAGAAGACUCUAUCCGAAUUUUCACCAGCUGGGUAUCAAAAAGUUCGUUGCUUUAUCUCAACGAGCGCACGUUCGUCUUCCUCCUCGGCGCUUGCGCCAGGUCAGCUUCUUCGUUGCGUGUUGGGAGGAUUGUUCAUGGGAUGGUGAUAAAGCUUGGGUUUCUCUAUAACUCUGAAUUGAUUGGAACCACUUUACUCCAUUUCUACGGUAAGCAUGGGGAUUUCCGUUAUGCGAGGAAGGUGUUCGAUGAAAUGCCUGAGAAAACUUCGGUUACUUGGAACGGGAUGAUUGGAGGGUAUUGUUCGCGUAAGGAUAAAGGGAAUCAUAAUGCGAGGAAAGGGAUGGUUUUGUUUAGGAGAUUUUGUUGUUGUGGUGAUGGAGUUAGACCUACUGAUACGACUAUGGUUUGUGUUCUUUCAGCUAUCUCUCAGAUGGGUUUGCUCGAAGUUGGUGCUCUUGUUCAUGGUUACAUAGAGAAACUUGGGUUUAUACCCGAAGUUGAUGUCUUUAUUGGUACUGGACUUGUAGACAUGUACUCAAAAUGCGGCUGUUUAAACAGUGCUAUCUCUGUGUUCGAGGUAAUGAGAGUGAAGAAUGUCUUAACAUGGACUUCAAUGGCAACGGGGCUAGCUCUCAACGGAAGAGGAAACGAAACACCGAGUCUUUUAAACCGAAUGGCGGAGUCUGGGAUCAAACCAAACGUAGUAACUUUCACUAGUUUGCUUUCAGCUUACCGUCAUAUAGGUCUUGUUCAAGAAGGGCUGGAGUUGUUUCAGAGCAUGUGGACAAGGUUUGGUGUUACUCCGGUUAUUCAACACUACGGAUGCAUUGUAGAUCUUCUUGGUAAAGCAGGGCGGUUACAAGAAGCGUACGAGUUUGUAUUAGCUAUGCCGAUCAAACCUGAUUCUAUCAUUUUGAGAAGUCUUUGCAAUGCCUGCAGCGUCUAUGGAGAGACUGUAAUGGGUGAAGAGAUAGGAAAAGCUCUUAUGGAGAUGGAACAAGAGGAGAAGGGCUCUGAAUGCGAAGAUUAUGUUGCGUUGUCUAAUGUGUUAGCUUCUAAAGGGAAAUGGGUAGAGGUAGAGAAGUUGAGGAAUGAGAUGAAAGAAAAAAGAAUCAAAACAAGACCUGGUUACAGCUUUGUUUAG
This is a messenger RNA of Eruca vesicaria subsp. sativa (arugula), 1401 nucleotides long. The record is from the annotation of a GenBank genome assembly. NCBI's taxonomy places the organism in Eukaryota, Viridiplantae, Streptophyta, Magnoliopsida, Brassicales, Brassicaceae.